Gossypium arboreum is the source of this 2743-nucleotide messenger RNA. RefSeq names its product putative pentatricopeptide repeat-containing protein At4g17915. Lineage: Eukaryota; Viridiplantae; Streptophyta; Magnoliopsida; Malvales; Malvaceae. The transcript is spliced from 4 exons. Gene Ontology annotation, molecular function: protein binding. The coding region runs from base 36 to 1589 and encodes 517 amino acids. The record is from RefSeq and is a predicted model, not a curated record.
CACUUAAUUAACCCAGCUCAAUCCAUGUACAAGAAAUGAAUUUUAAAAAGAACAAAAAUCUAAUAAGCAUAAUUUUUUCGUGCAGCAGUAGGAACAAAGCAAAAGCUUAUAGCUGCUCUUGCCUCUCAGUCAGCCCUCAGCUCCUUCCUGCCGACCACCUGCGAGGCAUUUUUUGUUGUGGAAUGUGCUUGGGAAAAAAGAAAGAAGCAGAAAGAAGAAUGGUUCAUAGAUUUUCAACUAGAUUAUUGAAUGUUUGCAUAGCUUCACUAUGUAAGGCCCAUAAAUUGGAGAAAGCUGAAUCAGUUAUUAUUGAUGGUAUAAGAUUGGGAGUGCUCCCUGACGUUGUAACUUACAAUACAUUGAUUGAUGCAUACUGUCAUUUUGGAAUUGAUGCCGGUUAUGCCAUUCUUCAUCGAAUGAGAGAAGCUGGUGUUACCCCAGAUAUUAUUUCAUAUAAUUCUUUGAUAGCUGGUGCCACUAGGAAUCACCAAAUAGCUCGGUCUCUUGAUCUAUUUGAUGAAAUGAUUGAAAGAGGCAUAGUCCCUGAUGUUUGGAGUUACAAUAUUUUGAUGCACGGCUUUUUCAAGUUAGGAAAACCAGAUGUGGCCCAUAGGGUUUUUAAGGAUAUUAUACUUGCUGAGCAUUCACCUUCUAUUGCUACUUUUAACAUUAUGAUGAAUGGUCUUUGCAAGAAUGGGUAUACAAUGAAUGCUUUUAUGUUGUUUAGGAACCUACAGCGUCAUGGAUUUGUGCCAGAGUUAUUGACUUACAAUAUUCUUGUUAGUGGAUUAUGCAAGAUUGGUAGAUUAGGGUCAGCAAGGAGGGUUCUUAAAGAAAUAGUGGAAUCGGGCCAUGUUCCAAAUGCCAUAACAUACACUACUCUAUUGAAAUGCUUCUUUAGAAAGAAGAAGUUUGAAGAAGGAAUUGAGCUAUUGUUGGAAAUGAAGAGUAAAGGGUAUACAUUUGAUGGUUUUGCUUAUUGUACAGUUAUUGGUGCUCUAACUAAGAUAGGUAAGGUGAAACAGGCGACUGAAUUCAUGGUAGACAUGAUUGAAACUGGUAUCGAGCUUGAUAUAGUAUCUUAUAACACACUAAUUAAUUUGUACUGUAAAACUGGUGAGUUGGAAGAAGCCUAUAAGUUGUUGGAUGAGAUAGAAAAGAAAGGGUUGGAAUGUGAUAAGUAUACACACACUAUAAUGAUUGAUGGAUUGUGCAAGGCAGGUAACGUUGAGGUGGCCGCACAACAUUUGAAGUAUAUGAAUAUGAUGGGCUUUGAUUCAAACUUGGUUGCAUAUAACUGUUUGGUUGAUGGGUUGUGUAAAGUUGGUCAGAUCGAUAAUGCGAUCAAAGUCUAUAAAUCAAUGGAGGUAAGAGAUUCUUUUACCUACUCCUCUUUGGUAUACAACCUUUGCAGGGACAGGAGGUAUCAUUCUGCAGCCAAGCUCUUGCUAUCUUGUUUACGAAGUGGCAUGAAAAUUCUGAAGUCUGCUCAACGAGCUGUCUUGCUUGGUCUUCGCUAUUCUGGAUUUCCUGGAGAAGCAAAAAGGCUGAAGUCUAAGAUUUGCAUCGCUCGAAUAUUGAAUCAUUGAUAAUUUAGUCAUUAUUUUCGAUUUUAGUGUUAAAAGUUGGAAGAUUAUUUAUUUCAGUUGAUUUACCAUCAAGGAUAAUUCAUUUUGGAUCAAGGUCCUGAUUGAAAUAAUAUGUUUCUUUUUGUUGUAAGUUCAAUGGUUCUCUUGGGGUAGUAAUCCUGUAGGCCAUGAUAGAGAUCAGCAACUCUGAAUCAAGCUGCAUCUACGUGUAAUGCAUGCUCUGUAUCUGUAUUUCCAGCAUAUAAAAGCAGAUGAAGUGACAUGCACUGCUUGGAAACACUAGUCCAGCUUCAGGAACUAUGUAGCAUGUUCACAAGAGAUUCAUGGAAAUGCACUGCUUUUUUUGGCAACCUGUUGAUGGGAACCAGCUGAUGGUCGAUGGGCUCAAGUGUGGAAAAUCAGAGGACCUUAACAGUUUCUAUGGACUGCCAUGCAAGAUAAGCUAUUGUCCAAUGUCAAGCAUUGAAAGAGAGGUAUGGUCGACAAUCCAAUUUGCAUUAUAUGCAGCAAUGGACAAGAGACUGUAAUUCUUGGUAUAGAGAAUUGUCAUAUUGCACAAAAUUUUUUGAAUAAAAUCGUGCCUCAGCGACAUCAGUCCAGUUUUUCGCUUAAUAUACUGGAACCUCUGGAAACAAAGAAAUAAUCUUCAAUGCUGGUUUUGUUAUCAUGCACAUCAUCGCCUGGGCUCGACACAUUUUUUGUCAAGGUCUCCAAGAUAAGAUCCCAAGGCCAACGGCUUUCUGCAUUUUUGUAAUUUUGGGGUUACAAUAUUUUGAUGCACAAGUCGUGGGAAUGAGUACCAUCAUGCAGGUUAAGGUUUGGGCAAUUUAUGAUGGUUUAGAUAUGGUAGAUGGGGCUUCCUAAGGUAGUUGUUAAGUGUACAGUAUCAAAAUGUGGCCGCAAUGCAACGUAGAGGCCAUUAUUGUUACUAUCAUAAUGGAUUUUGGAACUGCCAUGCCGCAAAAUAUCCGCAUCAUCAUUGUGGUUCGGAAUCACGUUUGUAACGGGCGUUACCCUCAACAGUGCUGCAAGAGGGGAAAAUAGCGCUGCAAAGCCCUUUUUCUUCAGAUUUGCAAUGAAAUGUAGUUAAAACCGUGUAUCUUCAAUUAAACUUGUUAUAAAAGUAAUAAAUGGACUAAAGAAGUUCAAAAGAA